GCUGCUUCUGUCCUUUACGGCAAUUGUGCAUGUUGACAUCAUUCUGUAAAACGACGGUCCUGCCUGGCUCACAAAGUCUGUAGGUCUGCUUCGUCCGGGCGAUGCGCUCUGGUCUCCCCGGCCUAAGAGGAACCUCGGUGGGCGUAUCUCUGAGAACUCUCUGCUUGACAGUACCACUGGGCGUGUUGAUGUACCAGGUCCUGCGGACAGUGGGCCUGAGAGCGAUUUCCAUGGCAUCCGAGACGUACAUGGCUGGCAUGCACUCCGCAGCAUUCGUCACCUGCCCCAACGACAAGGUGGCCAAGGACCUGGCCAGGGGCAUCGUGGAGAAGAAACUAGCUGCCUGUGUCAACAUCAUCCCGGCCAUCACAUCUGUGUACGAGUGGCAGGGCAAGAUACAGGAGGACAGCGAGGUGCUCCUGAUGAUAAAAACAAGAAGUUCCAAGGUGCCUGAUCUCACCGAAUACGUGCGAGCGAACCACCCCUAUGAAGUGGCGGAAGUGAUCAGCCUACCAAUAGAGCAGGGCAACCCACCCUACCUGAAGUGGAUCCAGGAAGUUGUGCCGGAAUGAUGUGAAUGAGUUCCCAUGGAAACCAUGGACUGAUAAAUGAAGGAACCCCGGAAAUGACAUCACAACAAACAUCGACCGCUGACUGUUUUCAGACGUUGGAUUGGGAAUGUGGAUCACAUGUAAUUUUCUUCAUUUCCGUUACCUCCAUGUUUCCUUUUGAACUGUAGGGGGCAACAUUGGUUGAUAAGAUUUAUUUGCACAAUAAAAAUGCCCGCUGGUUUUUUCAUUA
Molecule: messenger RNA, 801 nt
Organism: Gadus morhua (Atlantic cod)
Lineage: Eukaryota; Metazoa; Chordata; Actinopteri; Gadiformes; Gadidae
Product: protein CutA homolog
Exons: 7
Coding region: 102-572 (156 amino acids)
Biological process (GO): response to metal ion
Molecular function (GO): copper ion binding
Source: RefSeq, a predicted model, not a curated record